This is a messenger RNA of Lineus longissimus, 768 nucleotides long. RefSeq lists its product as uncharacterized. The record is from RefSeq and is a predicted model, not a curated record. Lineage: Eukaryota; Metazoa; Nemertea; Pilidiophora; Heteronemertea; Lineidae. The transcript is spliced from 3 exons. Bases 121 to 768 code for a protein of 215 amino acids.
ACAUUUAUUGUGGAUCAUAUUGGUGUCGUGGCCAUAUUGGAGCUACCAAACGUCGAUGAUGUGAACAACACCAUCCCUGGUGCUGAGGCAUUCGACCAUGCCGUCUUUCCAGAGAGUGCAAUGCAGGCCAAGGACCCGAACAAGGCCGGUGUUUCAUGGACGAAAGCGUCUGAUCCUACCAUCAACAGAUACGAAUACUGCCUUGGUACCUCCAAUGAGACUCUAGACGAUGUCUUCCCAUGUACCUGGGUCGGCUACAAUUCCUCUGGUGUGGUGGAGAUAAAAAGUGGCGCCCUCUAUCUUGAUGGAGUGGCGAUCGCGAACCUGUCAUCAUACGUCGUUCCAAACUCUGAUACAAAUCUGACAGCAGUCGCUGCGUCUGGCGAGUCUGGCUUUGCGAUGGAGCCGGGACGAACCUUAUUCACUACGAUGCGCAUUUGUAACGAGGCUGAGGUCUGCAUCUAUAAGUUUGUCAGUACGGUGACCGUGACUGAUGAUGGCGCCCAGUUGGAGACGUCGACUUCUGGUGAGGCCAUCACGGCAUCUCUAUCAUCUUCCAAGAAGAGGAAGAAACGGUCAUCAUCGAGGUCUGUUUCGAUAACAACACCCUCAGGAAUGGCGCCCGGACAGUCGAUCAUCCUCGGCGCCCUCAGUGAUGCAGAUCUUGCUGGGAACUUCUCGUCCGGUGGCUCAGUUGACUUCUCACCGUUUGUUGUCAACCCCAAUGAUACCACGGAUAUGACAGCACGGUUGCUUCAGGAUCGGUAA